CAAUUCAUAUAAGUAUAUCCUUUGCUUUUGUCUCCUUGGCAACAAAAAAAAAAAAAAAAAAAAGGUGAUGAAUUUUCUUACUUCUCUUUCAUAUUUCUGUCUCGCUUUCUCUCUCCUCCCCACUUUCGCAGCGCCCACCCUGUUAUUUCAGGGGUUUAAUUGGGAAUCAAGCAAUAAGGAAGGAGGAUGGUACAACUGGCUCAUCAACUCCGUCCCAGAACUAGCUACUGCUGGAAUUACUCAUGUUUGGCUUCCCCCACCCUCUCAAUCAGCUGCAGCCCAAGGAUAUUUGCCGGGAAGGUUGUAUGAUCUUGAUGCAUCCAAAUAUGGAACUGAGGCUGAAUUGAAAACAUUGAUCAAGGCUUUUCACGACAAGGGGAUUAAAUGCCUUGCUGACAUAGUAAUAAACCACAGGACUGCUGAGAAGCAAGAUGGGAGAGGAAUAUGGUCCAUCUUUGAGGGAGGAACUGCUGAUGACCGUCUUGACUGGGGCCCUUCGUUCAUUUGCAGCACUGAUACUGAUUAUUCUGAUGGCACAGGGAAUCCUGAUACCGGAAAGGACUUUGAACACACCCCUGACAUUGACCAUCUUAACCCAAGGGUACAAAAAGAGUUAUCAGAUUGGAUGAAUUGGCUCAAGACUGAAAUUGGAUUUAUUGGUUGGCGAUUCGAUUUUGUCUUGGGAUAUUCACCAAGUAUCACCAAAACCUAUAUGGAGAACACUUCACCAGACUUUGCAGUUGGGGAGCUAUGGGACUCAUUCUCCCUGCAGGAACCGGAUCUGAAUCGUAAUCAACUGGUUCAAUGGGUCCAAGGCGCAGGUGGGGCUGUCACAGCAUUUGAUUUCACAACCAAAGGGAUUCUUCAAGCUGCUGUAGAAGGUGAGUUGUGGAGACUGAAGGACUCAAAUGGAAAUCCUCCUGGAAUGAUAGGAGUUUUGCCACAAAAUGCUGUGACAUUCAUCGACAAUCAUGACACCGGAUCCACGCAGAAGAAAUGGGAAUUCCCAUCCGACAAAGUCAUGUUAGGAUAUACUUAUAUCCUAACCCAUCCAGGGAUCCCAUCGGUGUUUUAUGAUCACUUCUUUGACUGGGGGCUCAAGGAUCCAAUUGUUAUGUUGACUACAAUCAGAACAAGGAAUGGUAUCAGUGCAACUAGCAAAGUGAAGAUAUUGGCUUCUGAUACUGAUCUCUACGUAGCCAUGAUCGACGACAAAAUCAUUGCCAAAAUUGGGCCGCAGCUUAAUCUUCGAAAUCUUAUUCCACCAAAUUUUGAGGUUGCUACAUCGGGGAAAGACUAUGCUGUGUGGGAGAAAAAAUGAAAAUAGGAAAAGAAAAUGAACUCAAUAAAUGGCUUAUAUAGUCGUUGUGGACUCUUGUGAAAUUCUACAUCUCAUUAAAAUCAUCCUGUCAUUGGAUAGGUAAUGAUUCUUGUUACUAAAUAUUUAUAAUUAUAACAUCUCUGGUGAACUUAGAAUUAAUCAAGUACCACCGGUUUGCAAUGAUAACAUGAAAUUUCUUUA
Molecule: messenger RNA, 1522 nt
Organism: Cornus florida
Lineage: Eukaryota; Viridiplantae; Streptophyta; Magnoliopsida; Cornales; Cornaceae
Product: alpha-amylase-like
Exons: 4
Coding region: 68-1321 (417 amino acids)
Biological process (GO): carbohydrate metabolic process
Molecular function (GO): alpha-amylase activity; calcium ion binding
Source: RefSeq, a predicted model, not a curated record